GGGGAGUGUUUCGGAUCCUGAGAGGAAGUGAAUGAUUCGCGUUUGCACUUGACGAGGGGAAAUCAUAUUGUUGGGCAAAUUAAGCGCGUAUCCACCGAAUUUUAGUCGUUAAAUGAGAUUGAACCGGUGGACGUACAUCUUCCGUCACGAUAUGGUUUAAAAGGAUAAACGUUUUCGGACUCAGACUUCGUUGCUUUGGAUCAACUUGCAUUCACAGGAGGUGGAGGAGGACACACUUUGCUAUUGUUCCAGCUUUCACACGAGCGUUGUGUGUGUGUUUUUGUGUAUGUGUGUAUUAAAUUGCCCUUUGGCUUUAUGGCUACGAAUUUUGAACCCAUUUAUGGACUCUCAGAGGAUGAAAAUGAAUCUCGUGUUCUUCGUGUCAAGGUCAUUGCUGGCAUUGAUCUGGCGAAGAAGGACAUCAUUGGUGCCAGUGAUCCAUACGUCAAACUCUCCCUGUAUGUCGCUGAUGAAAACCGCGAGCUUGCCUUAGUACAAACGAAAACCAUCAAAAAGACUCUCAAUCCCAAAUGGAAUGAGGAAUUCUAUUUCAGAGUCUGUCCACAGAACCACAGGCUUCUGUUUGAGGUGUUUGAUGAAAACCGCCUGGCUCACAUUGGUCAUGAUCGGUCAAAGAAUGGGCAUUUCAACCAUGGUCAGACCAGAGAUGACUUCCUUGGGCAGGUGGACGUGCCUCUUACCUAUUUACCGACGGAGGACCCUGCGAUGGAGCGGCCGUACACGUUUAAAGACUUCCUCCUGCGUCCAAGAAGUCACAAGUCUCGGGUGAAAGGCUAUCUGAGGCUGAAGAUGGCCUAUCUGCCAAAAAAUGGAGGACACGAGGAAGAAAGCAGUGAAAUGAGAGAAGAAGCUGAGGGCUGGGAAGUGACAGACUCCACGGAUCCAGGAUCACAGAGACCCCAGCAGCUCCUGCCUCCCCUGCCUCCAGGCUGGGAAGAGAAGGUGGACAACCUGGGACGCACGUACUACGUCAACCACAACAACCGCACCACACAGUGGAAGAGGCCCAGUAGCGUGGAUGUGGUUUCAGAAACGGAAAAUGAUAAUCACUUGCGGCAGAUUAACCAGGAAGCCCACAGAGUUUUCCGCUCUCGGCGGCACAUUAGCGAAGACCUGGAAAAUGAGCAGCUGGACAUCAGGGACAUAGACGACUCAUGGGAACCCAUAUCAGAGGAGGACCCAACUUUAUUGACGGACGGUCUGAACCAUUCUCUGUCCGGACCGGCCUCUCUGGCGAUGCCCCUCUCCAGCACUCCAGAGUUCUCAGAUGAAAUCAGCCUUAGAUUAUCUCUUGCUCCAGACACAAACGGAGAAAUCCCAGGACCCAGCUCUGCUGUGAGUCAUCUUUCCUCUCGGCUACGCUCCUCUAGUAUGACCGACUGAGUCAGUGAUCAAGCUCUGCCUCCCACACCAACGCAGAGUUCCCAGAUCCGACGAACAAGAGCACAAACGGUCACAGGCGUUGAGGACACCAUGUCUCCAUCGGCCUCCUACGCCCUGACCACACCAGGACUUCCACCAGGCUGGGAGGAACGCAAAGACCCCAAGGGACGAACGUACUACGUCAACCACAACAACCGUAGCACCACCUGGACACGGCCCAUUCUGCAGCACACUGAAGAUGGAGCCAGUACCUCAGCUGCAGCAGUAGGGGGCGCUACGGCAGCCACUCCCCCCGCCUCCACCCCUUCCUCCUCCAGCGGCCAUCUAAGUGAACCUCAAGUGCGCAGACCCCGUAGCCUCAGUUCCCCCACCGUCACUCUCUCUUCCCCACUAGAGGGAGCCAAUAACGCCCAGAUACGGCGAGCCGUAAAGGACACGUUUUCCAACCCUCAGUCCCCACAGCCUUCUCCCUACAGCUCACCCAAAUCCCAGCAUAAAGCUAACCAGAGCUUCCUGCCCCCUGGAUGGGAAAUGAGAAUAGCACCCAACGGACGGCCGUUCUUCAUCGACCACAACAGCAGAACCACCACAUGGGAAGAUCCUCGCUUAAAGUAUCCCGUUCACAUGAGGACAAAAGCGUCCCUGGACCCUGGCGACCUCGGCCCACUUCCUCCUGGGUGGGAGGAACGAGUGCACGCAGACGGAAGAACCUUUUACAUCGACCAUAACACCAAAAAAACGCAGUGGGAAGACCCGCGCCUCCAGAGUCCUGCCAUUACUGGACCCGCGGUGCCGUAUUCCAGAGAAUUCAAGCAGAAGUAUGAUUACUUCAGAAAAAAGUUAAAGAAACCGGCAGAUAUUCCGAACCGUUUUGAGAUGAAGCUACACAGGAAUAACAUCUUGGAGGAGUCUUACAGACGAAUCAUGUCCCUGAAGAGACCCGACAGUCUAAAGGCUCGUCUCUGGAUUGAGUUUGAAUCGGAGAAAGGCCUGGACUACGGGGGAGUGGCCAGAGAAUGGUUCUUCCUGCUCUCCAAGGAGAUGUUUAACCCUUAUUAUGGGUUGUUUGAGUACUCAGCCACAGAUAACUACACGCUUCAGAUCAAUCCAAACUCCGGCCUCUGUAAUGAGGAUCACCUCUCAUACUUCAAGUUCAUCGGUCGAGUGGCCGGCAUGGCUGUGUAUCACGGAAAGCUGUUAGACGGUUUCUUCAUUCGACCGUUCUAUAAAAUGAUGCUGGGCAAGCAGAUCACGCUGAAUGAUAUGGAGUCAGUGGACAGUGAAUACUACAACUCUCUAAAGUGGAUUCUGGAAAACGACCCCACUGAACUGGACUUGCGGUUCUGCAUUGAUGAGGACAACUUCGGACAGACGUAUCAGGUUGAUUUGAAGCCAAGUGGAUCAGACAUGGUUGUAACCAAUGACAACAAGAAAGAAUAUAUAGACCUGGUGAUACAGUGGCGGUUUGUAAACCGGGUCCAGAAACAGAUGAACGCCUUUUUGGAGGGCUUCACUGAACUCAUUCCCAUCGACUUGAUAAAGAUUUUUGAUGAAAACGAACUGGAGCUGCUGAUGUGCGGUCUGGGAGACGUGGACGUCAAUGACUGGAGGCAGCACACCGUCUAUAAGAACGGCUACUGCCCUAAUCACCCUGUGAUCCAGUGGUUCUGGAAGGCUGUGCUGUUAAUGGAUGCCGAAAAGCGGAUCAGACUUUUGCAGUUUGUCACCGGAACAUCCAGAGUGCCAAUGAACGGCUUUGCUGAACUCUACGGUUCCAACGGGCCGCAGUUGUUUACUAUCGAGCAGUGGGGGACACCUGACAAACUCCCUCGCGCUCACACCUGCUUUAAUCGCCUGGACCUCCCGACGUACGAGUCAUUUGAAGACCUGCGCGAGAAGCUUCUGAUGGCGGUGGAAAACGCUCAAGGCUUCGAGGGCGUCGACUAAAGAAAUCCCUUUAUAUACAUGCGAUCUCCUAACGCAACCGACGAGCAAAGACAUGUACAACACACUCUCACACACACGUCUAUACUCACACAUACACACUCUCGAGUUGCCAUUGUACAGCCAGAUCCCGGCGGUCACAGGUGUGUGAUGUCAGCACAGUAUAUGCAUGUAGUCUGUCUAGCUGGAACGACAUUGGCUGUGAACCCGUUUCGACGCCAAACAGCCCUGCAGUAUCCCACAAAUCAACACGUUUUAUUUCAAUAUCCAGCUCUGAGGCCGUAGCUACUUUUAUAUUGAUAAAUGAGAAAAUUCAGUAUUUGGGUGUGGCCUCAGAGUGGGCGUGGCCUUGAUAUUCCACCGCAACCAAUCCCAUUAAUUUCACAAAUACAGUCUAAGUUCAGUGAAGAGGCAACUCUUUUAUAUCAGGUCUUACUAACACCAGAUUACCUUAGGAAUCACAGCCAGGAUGAAGGACACAUCCUCAUCCUCCCUUAUCCCUCAAACUACGCCAAGUUUCCCCUCUUCCUCCCUUUCUUCCUUCGUCGAGGAUUAUUUUUUUAUCUUCUUUUUUGCAACGCCAAGAAGCAACGGGAAUCGUUUUUAAUAGUUUAUUAUUAUCGCUGUUAUUAUCAUUCUUACGGAGUAAACGGAUAUUUGUACCAACAAUGUGGUUUACUAUUUUAAACAACGUUAUCGGAAAUGCAUCGGUGGCCUGGCUAUAGUCAAUAUCCAUAUCAUUGUGGGUAAUAAAAACAAACAAAAAAACGAAAAAACAAACAACAACAAGGAAAAAAAAAAUCAACAUGAUUAUUGUAUUGCUAUGAAAACUGGCAUGAACAUGUAUCUUGUGUUUCAAUAUGAUUACGUAGUAAUUAUAAAGCUAUUCUCCUUCUUGGUUGAGAGAGCAAAGGUGGAAAACGUCGACAUGCAUCGGACACGGGUUUGUCGGAGAGGGUUUUCUUCAAUUGUAAUAAGUAUUGUUCUUAUCUUUAUUAUGAUUCUACCUGUUCAUAAUGCUGUAAAUGAGUUUGUUUUGGGGGAAAGAGACGAGAUUGGACUUUUACUGUACGUGUUAAAUCUGUUUGAAAGUAUUAAAGAGCGACACAGAGUGAAGCUAUCUUAAAAGCGCUGUGAUUCAACACUGCAAGUCUAGUAGACUUUCAGGACGUAAACUCUUUCUUUCUUUCUUUCUUUCUUUCUUUCUUUCUUCCUUUCUGUUUCUUCUAACACCACUUUACCUAAAAGGGCACUUUAUUGAUCACACACUAGGGUCAUGUCACCUGUUUGUUUGGUUUUUUCUUUUUUUCUUUUUUUUGUGAACUUGAAUGUGAUUAUCUAUUUUGUUCUUUUAAAAGCACUCGUUUCCUUGGUGCAAUAUCUCUCGUUUAUAAUCGGCCUGCUGCUAACAUAUCAGAUCCCAGCUCGGCUCUGCAGCUGAUCCGGAGUCAGUCUUGGUUGGUCAGUGUGAAUCCGGAUCUGCUCCACCUGGAGUCAGACUUCAGACUGGUUCUCGUUUUCUUUUUCGGUCUUUUAUCUGUACACCUCCCCACUCACAUUUUUUUCGGGCCGCUGUGGCCCUGUAGGUGAUAAUAUUAUGAUUAUUGUUAUUGUUAUAAAUUACCCUUCCUCUUUUGUAGGGGCAGUUCUUUUUUUAUUGAUGAGGAACAUUUACUGUCUGGUUCCUGCUCACCGCGAGACCUUGCGAUUCGUAUAACUUCGUUCGAAAUAAACUGAUAAAUGGAA
Puntigrus tetrazona (Sumatra barb) is the source of this 5094-nucleotide messenger RNA. It is a transcript of the gene nedd4l, whose product is annotated as NEDD4 like E3 ubiquitin protein ligase. The transcript has 32 exons. Gene Ontology annotation, molecular function: sodium channel inhibitor activity; ubiquitin protein ligase activity; protein binding. The record is from RefSeq and is a predicted model, not a curated record. Gene Ontology annotation, biological process: ubiquitin-dependent protein catabolic process; regulation of dendrite morphogenesis. NCBI's taxonomy places the organism in Eukaryota, Metazoa, Chordata, Actinopteri, Cypriniformes, Cyprinidae.